AUGGUUCAUCUAUCACUAGCCUUUAUACCAACUAUCCUUGUCAUAAUCUUACUAAUGUACCGUCGCAUUUUACGGGUCAAAUUCAAGCUUCCCCCAGGCCCAAGGCCAUGGCCCAUUGUGGGUAACAUAUACAACCUAAAACCAGUCCAUUUCAAGUGCUUCUAUGAAUGGGCCCAAGCAUAUGGCCCAUUUAUAUCGGUAUGGUUCGGGUCGGACCUAAACGUCAUCGUUUCGAGCUCGGAUUUGGCUAAGGAAGUGUUGAAACAUCAUGAUCGAGAGUUGGCUAAUAGAUAUAGAAUUAAAUCUCAAACAACUUUUAUCAAAGAUGGUAUGGAUCUCACUUGGGCUGAUUACGGGCCUCAUUAUGUUAAAGUAAGAAAAUUGUGUACUCAUGCAUUAUUCAGCAGUAAGAAAAUUGAGGCCCAAAGGCCCAUUAGAGAAGAGGAGGUCACUACCAUGAUUGAGUCCAUCUAUAGGGAUUGCAAUAGUUCAAGUGAAAAAUGCGUGAUAACAUUGAGGAAAUACUUGGUGGAAGUGGCACUAAAUCAUGUCACUAGGAUAACAUUUGGUAAGAGAUUUUUCAACUCAGAAAGAGAACUAGAUGAGCAAGGACAAGAGUUUAUGCGCAUAAUACUUGGAGUGAGGGAGACUAAGAGGCCAAGUAUGGUGGUGGAGCAUGUACCAUGGCUGCAAUGGCUGUCAUGCUUCUAUGAUCAACCUCUGGACGAGCAUCGAGAUCGAAUGGACCGCUUCGCCAAGGCGAUCAUGGAGGAGGAAGAUAAGCAACAUUUGCUUGAUGCUUUGCUUUCAUGGAAGGACGAGUAUGGCCUAAGUGAAGAAACCAUCGUAGGCCUCCUUUGGGACAUGGUGAUGGCAGGUAUGGACACAAUCGCAAUCACAGUUGAAUGGGCAAUGACAGAACUACUUAGACACCCAAGAGUCAUACAAAAAGCUCAUUAUGAACUAGAUGACAUAAUUGGUCAUGAAAGAUAUAUAACUGAAGAAGAUAUGAUAAACCUUCCAUAUUUACAAGCUAUCAUCAAGGAAGCCCUAAGGAUGCACCCUCCAACCCCUUUAAUGCUACCACAUAAAGCUAAUGCCAACAUCAACAUUCAAGGCUAUGACAUUCCUAAGGGAACCAUUGUCCUUGUGAAUGUUUGGGCUAUCGCCCGUGACCCGGAAAUUUGGUUGAACCCACAUGAGUUUCGACCCGAACGAUUCCUUGAUGAGGAAGAUGUGGACAUCAUGGGUCAUGAUUUUAGAUUGUUACCAUUUGGGGCAGGUAGACGUAUUUGCAUGGGUGCACAAAUGAGCAUAAAUCUGGUUACAUUGAUGUUGGGUCAUCUUUUGCACCACUUUGAUUGGUGCCCACCAAUUGGAGUUAAACCUGAAGAAAUUUCCAUGGCCGAGAUCCCUGGAGCUGUUAGUUAUAUGGCCACUCCUCUCCAAAUUGUGCCUCUUCCUAGGUUACCUGCGCACUUGUACAAACGUAAUUAA
Beta vulgaris subsp. vulgaris (sugar beet) is the source of this 1497-nucleotide messenger RNA. Its product is annotated as cytochrome P450 98A2-like. Gene Ontology annotation, molecular function: iron ion binding; monooxygenase activity; oxidoreductase activity, acting on paired donors, with incorporation or reduction of molecular oxygen. Bases 1 to 1497 code for a protein of 498 amino acids. The transcript is spliced from 3 exons. Lineage: Eukaryota; Viridiplantae; Streptophyta; Magnoliopsida; Caryophyllales; Amaranthaceae. The record is from RefSeq and is a predicted model, not a curated record.